AUGGCUGAUUAUUCGGAUCUAGCGCAUAAGCACUUGGCUAAUGCACGUGGUCAUGUUGUUAAUGACUGCUAUGUCAUUGAUCAGCCGCACAUGCCUAUGCAGACACCGUUACAGCAUCCAGUACGCUUCCAGGAACUUCCGCGACUGCAAGUACCACCGUUUGCACUUACACAUCAGUCCAUGCCUGCGUGGAAAAUGCCACAACAAUCUGUGCCACGUAUGAGUGUAUCUAAUUUACUGUCCGGCAGCUUCCGAAGUCGCGCUUCACCGCAGUUACAGGCAUCUACACUGACGCUUACACCGCCGUCAGCGCCGACACCUGUACACGCUCCUCCUCCUGCUUUGCGACGUCUACCCAGUUUUGCUGAUAUACUAGCGCGCACUCACCUCUUUCAUCUCAUGGGUCGGUCAAGUGAGCCCACUGCGGCCCCUGUUCCCGCUGUGGAGGUACCUGUGGAGGACGAAAUGCAAAUGCAGCAGCAGCAGCCCGAGCAAAUGAUGACUACUAUGUAUCAGCAGCAGAUGCCAAUGCAACUUAUGGAAGGCAGCUACACGGUGUUUGCACCCCAUCGCGUUGAUACCAACUAUAAUAUGGACACGUCGUGUAGUAUUGGCGAUGAGCAGCGGAGUCCCGUGGGUGUCGCGUCACCUGUUAGCCAGACAAGUGAGAUGAACAAACGGCGUGAACGCUGGACGGAAGAUGAGCAUGCUCGCUUCAUGGAGGGUCUGAAUCGGUACGGUCGUAAGUGGAAAAAGAUUCAGACGUUUGUUAAGACGAAGACCGCCGUGCAGGUUCGCACCCACGCGUAUGGAUAUUUCGCUAAGUUACUCCGCAACAUGCCGGAGGAUGAUGCAAUCUGGGAACUUGCUGAGGAGAUGAGUUCUCUGCCUGGUGCUGUACUGAAGGGUCCGGGAAAUGGGAAGCGCCGCAAUGAGCCGAAAACGGAUGAGGCCGGUAUGGAAGUGUUACGUCGCUUUGUGUUUUCCAAGAAGAAGUCGGAGGACAAGAAGCAAUUAUUGAUGUCCAAUGAGUCGACGGAGGACCGCGAGAAUGUAGAGAUGGCCGAGUCGACCCCCUCUAAUGCCAACUCGCAGGCGCCUACGGGCUCGUGGAGCUCCACUCAGCAGUGGAAAGCCGACGAUUCUGGCGCGCUACUAGAGAUUAAACGUCAGCGCUUGAAUUAA
Molecule: messenger RNA, 1185 nt
Organism: Peronospora belbahrii
Lineage: Eukaryota; Oomycota; Peronosporomycetes; Peronosporales; Peronosporaceae
Source: the annotation of a GenBank genome assembly